CUGGUUUGGAGUCUGCCACCACGCUCAAACAUCACUCACCACACAAAACUCCCAAUUCCAAAACAAAACUCGAACAAGUAAAAUCCAGUUCAAACUUCAGUUCAGUUCAAUUCAAUGGCUUCUUCCAUAUGUGCUCUCUCUCCUUCCGUCCCAUCACACCUCACUAAAACCACUCUCCCUCUUUUUCAAGGAAGCAAGUGCGAAAUGAGCCGGAGGACUUUUGCGGUUAAGGGAAUUGUGGCCUCCGGCGUUUCGGUCUCCUCUUCCACUCUCACCGCGGAAGCUCUGCCGUCUUCCAAUGGUUUUGAAAGAUUGCCGUACAAAGCAGAAGGGUACAAUUAUUGGACAUGGAGGGGUCAUAAAAUACACUACGUUGUGCAAGGAGAAGGUUCCCCCAUUGUUCUUAUUCAUGGUUUUGGGGCCUCUGCGUUCCACUGGAGGUACAACAUUCCAGAAUUGGCUAAGAAACAUAGGGUAUAUGCCAUAGACUUGCUUGGAUUUGGGUGGAGUGACAAAGCACUUAUCGAUUAUGAUGCCAUGGUGUGGAGGGAUCAAGUGGUGGACUUCGUGACGGAAAUAGUAAAAGAACCAGCAGUUUUAGUUGGAAAUAGCCUCGGAGGAUUUACUGCUUUGGUUGCAGCAAUUGGGUUGCCUGAGCUUGUAAAUGGAGUUGCUCUACUAAAUUCUGCUGGACAAUUUGGUGAUGAGAAAAGGGAAAGUAAAACUUCUGAAGAAACAGCUCUACAAAAGUUUGUCCUAAAGCCUUUGAAGGAAGUUUUCCAGCGUGUAGUUCUUGGAUUUUUGUUCUGGCAGGCAAAGCAACCAGCUCGCAUUGUGUCAGUUCUAAAAAGUGUGUAUAUAAAUUCUUCCAAUGUGGAUGACUAUCUCGUGGAAUCUAUAACAAGGCCAGCUCAAGAUCCAAAUGCUGGAGAAGUUUAUUACAGGUUAAUGACACGGUUCAUGAUGAAUCAGAGCAAGUACACUCUAAAUGCUGUCUUAAGUGAACUAUCUUGCCCGUUAUUGUUGCUCUGGGGCGACCUUGACCCUUGGGUUGGUCCAGGAAAGGCUAAUCGAAUCAAAGAGUUCUAUCCAAAAACGACUCUUGUAAACUUGCAGGCUGGGCAUUGUCCACAUGAUGAGAUACCAGAGCUUGUGAACAAGGCUUUAUUGGAUUGGUUGACAACCCUCACACCUGAAGUGACUCUCCAAACUGUUUGAACAUGUAUUUAUUUUAUUAAACCAAUCAGAUACGAGUUGUUGAUUCACUUUUUAGUUUCAAGUGGUUAAUACUAGUUAUCAGCAUACUUUGUAUACAAAGAACUGGGUAAAGACUACUCAGGAUACAGAACAUGAUGGCAAGAAUACAUUACAAGUUAGUUA
Molecule: messenger RNA, 1380 nt
Organism: Vigna umbellata (rice bean)
Lineage: Eukaryota; Viridiplantae; Streptophyta; Magnoliopsida; Fabales; Fabaceae
Product: alpha/beta-Hydrolases superfamily protein
Cellular component (GO): chloroplast
Source: RefSeq, a predicted model, not a curated record